GCGGCGCGGGCCCGGUGGCAGAUAGGCGGGCGGGCGGCGGUGGUGCUGGGCGCGGGGCCACGUGACGGAGGUGAGGGCCGGGGGCGGCCGUGGCGCUGGGGGCGCUCGAUCAUGGAGCUGAAAUGGUUACUGUACGUGGCCCUGCUAGCUCUUGGGACUCUUGCCGUCCAGGCACAUGAUAUGGAUGAUGACAAUGACGGUGAUGAUGUAGUUGAUAUCGAGGAUGAUUUGGAUGAUGGCAUUGAGGAGGUAGAAGAGUCAAAGCCUGAAACCAGCAGUCCUCCUCCAACUCCAAAGGUUACCUACAGGGCUCCUGUCCCAACUGGCGAGGUGUAUUUUGUAGAGUCCUUUGAUAAAGGAACUCUGGAUGGAUGGAUCCUUUCCAAAGCCAAGAAAGAUGAUACAGAUGAUGAAAUUUCCAAAUACGAUGGUAAAUGGGAAGUCCAAGACAUGAAGGACACUAAGCUUCCAGGAGACAAAGGGCUUGUACUGGUAACCCGAGCCAAACAUCAUGCAAUUUCAUCCAAACUUUCAAAGCCUUUUGUAUUUGAUACCAAGCCCCUUAUUAUACAGUAUGAAGUAAACUUCCAAAAUGGAAUAGAGUGUGGUGGGGCCUAUGUGAAGUUGCUUUCAAAGACCCCCGAAUUGAACCUGGAUCAGUUCCAUGACAAAACUCCAUAUACAAUCAUGUUUGGCCCUGACAAAUGUGGAGAGGACUAUAAAUUGCACUUCAUCUUCCGACACAAAAACCCAAAGACUGGCAAAUAUGAGGAGAAGCAUGCGAAGCGUCCAGAUGCAGACUUAAAGACCUACUUUACUGAUAAGAAGACACACCUUUAUACUCUGGUCUUGAAUCCUGAUAAUAGUUUUGAAAUACUGGUUGAUCAAACGGUUGUCAACAGUGGGAACUUGCUAAAUGAUAUGUCUCCUCCUGUGAAUCCACCCCGAGAGAUUGAGGACCCGAAUGACCAGAAGCCUGAGGACUGGGAUGAGAGACCCAAAAUCCCAGAUCCAGAUGCUGUUAAGCCAGAUGACUGGGAUGAGGAUGCUCCUGCAAAAAUACCUGAUGAAAAUGCUGUGAAACCGGAGGGCUGGCUGGAUGAUGAGCCAGAAUAUGUAGCAGAUCCUGAUGCUGAGAAGCCUGAAGAUUGGGACGAGGAUAUGGAUGGUGAAUGGGAGGCACCUCAGAUUGCAAAUCCUAAGUGUGAGUCAGCUCCUGGCUGUGGUACCUGGCAGCGACCAAUGAUUGACAAUCCAAACUACAAGGGCAAAUGGAAGCCUCCUAUGAUCGAUAACGUGAACUAUCAGGGGAUUUGGAAGCCCAGGAAGAUCCCAAAUCCAGAUUUCUUUGAAGACCUGGAGCCUUUCAAGAUGACUCCCUUCAGUGCUGUGGGACUUGAGCUGUGGUCAAUGACUUCUGACAUCUUUUUUGACAACUUUAUCAUCUGUACUGAAAGAACUGUGGCUGAUGACUGGGCUAAUGAUGGAUGGGGACUAAAAAAGGCGGCUGAUGGUGCUGCAGAGCCUGGUGUUGUGGGCCAGAUGAUGGCAGCCGCUGAAGAGCGUCCCUGGCUUUGGGUAGUGUACAUCCUCACUGUGGCUUUGCCAGUGUUCCUUGUUGUCCUUUUCUGCUGUUCUGGGAAGAAGCAGCCAAGUGCUGCAGAAUACAAAAAGACUGAUGCUCCUCAGCCUGAUGUGAUGAGCGAGGAGAAAGAAGAAGAAAAGGACAAAGGAGACAAAGAAGAAGAGGAGGAGGAGGAAACAAAUGAGGAGAAGCUAGAAGAGAAGCAAAAAAGUGAUGCUGAUAUAGGAAGUGCUAGUCAAGAGGAAGAGGAGGAAGAAGAUGAGGAAGAAGACAGGAAACCUGCAUCAGAGGAGGAAGAAACUGUGAAUAGAUCACCCAGAAACAGAAAGCCAAGGAAAGAUUGAAAAAAAAUCAUAAAAACUUGAUCUGAUUUUUUUUUCAAAACCUGGUUCUGGGAGAGGACCUUGGACACCUUACAUUGAAACUUGGACAAACCUCAAGAUUUCACCAUCCACAGGUUCCAGUCACACUAUCCAAUGUAAUGGAGUGUCUAGCAGUAAAAUAUUUGCAAUCAUCUGUUUUAAGGAACAUCAUUCCUGUAGAAAGAAUGCAGUUAAUAUAAUGGGCUGUGGAUUUUGGAAUGUAACAUAACUAACCUUUUUCAUUUUUGGUUUUAAAUAUUCUUUUCUGUUUUUAAGUAGAUUGGUAGAACUUUACCAGUCUCAAACCUUGGUUUAAUUUAAUAUAUUAGUGAGGAAUAACAAUGAAUCUUGAAAGUGCUAGAUGAUAAAAAUGCAGUUUUAUAACUAGUUUUUUUUACAAACAUGUAAAUUCGUAAAUGCACCGAUGUCUUUAUAUAUAUCCCUUAAAAUUUAAUAAUUGUUUAAAGAAAAGCUGUCAACAUAUUUGACAAUACCUCUUCCCACAAAGGAAAAAAAACGGGAAGGGGGGAUGUGUGGGGAAACAGUAGCUAAACUCUCCAACUCUGUUCUUCUGGGGGUCAUUGGGGGAGGAGAGGAAGGGGUGGAAGGAAGGAAUUAGUUGGUUUCUGGAAUAUGCACUCUGUGCAUGGCUAAAGCCCAGUUAAGUGUUGAUAAAUGAUCUAGGAUUCGGAGUGGAUUGUCCUAAUGUGGCAUUUAAUCCUGCAGACCUUGCAGAUAAUAGCUCUUGUUAGUUCUUGAACUCUUUUCGUAAAGCUAAUGGGUCGUUGGGGUGGGCUGGGGUUAGACUACUUUCCCCUUUCCCCUCUGUUCACCCACUGAUGCUUUCCUUUCUCUCUUGACUGUACAGCUUUUUUUUCCUGAGUGCAGCUUUGCCUCAAUUGCUGGAAGUGCUUCAUGUUCAGCUCAUUGUCAAAACUCUUUAUGUUUAUAGCUAGGCCUACUCCAGGGUCCAGACACUGGAUAGGACAGUGUCCCAUAUCCUCUCACUGUUAUCACCGUAUGUCAAUUCCUGUAGGAAUGGGGGAGGUGGUCAGGUAGACAAGAUGAACUGAAUAUUUCUUAAGGAAAAACAAAACAAAACAAAAAAAACACAAAUUAACCAACAUGUCAGUAUUUGUAGGUGGGGAAGGAGCAUGUGGAAUAUCUUAAGUGGUAUGUGAAACUGUUUAAGUCUUUUAUCUGCUCUUCAUGUAACAAAUGCAUCCUAAAUUAUAUUGUGAAUGUUAGGGAGUUCCAAUUCCAGCUGAAUAAAUUUUUUUAAAGUGUUGAGUCUACCAUAUUAUACUGUUUCAAACACUUGUGGAAUGCCGGUGAUCACUACAAGAGCAUACCUCUGAGGGUGAAAUCUAUGUAACUUCAUUACACUGUACCAAAUAUGUUGGAGUUCGGAUGUCUAUAUAGAUAAGCUUUUCUUUUUGUUUAGAGUGAAAUUAAAUGUCCUGAAAUUACUCUUCUUGCACUGAAUUUAAACACUCCAGUGUUGGUUGGUCAUAGGUAUAGUACGGGGAGUAAUUCCCAGUAGCCGGGGAGGGUCGGGUGCUCCAAUUACCUUGCAAACAAUCUAACCAAUUACUAAAAGCCUCAUUUUUUUUUGGAGAAACAUCUUUUGCUGCCUGUCCUUAUGUUGUAUCCCUUGGUUGUUGUGUUUGAAAUAUUAGUGACCACAAAUGCAUAGCAGGAUUUCUUGAUCUUUCUGCAGCGUGCAAAUAAACUAUUGUAAGCAAGAUACUGGAAGUAACUUCAGACUUCUGUUGGGAGCUAUUGCAUGUUUAGAAUGCCUUUGCCUGUUGAACACCUGGUAACUGCUGCUCCUUCUGCCAAAAUAGCUUAUACUCUGACAUGGAAGAUGUGGAAGAUGUCAUAGCUUAAGCAUUGCUAUUAGCUUGUUCUCAGGACUGUAUUUUUAUCAAGGAGCAGCUGCUAUUUAUGACUCAGUCCUUUGAGAUGAAGUAUAUGUAAAUGGUCUCAAUUCAGCUAACAUCUUGGGCACAACAUAAAUCUAUUAAUCCAAUGUUUUCUAUCUUAAUAUGCAAAUUGCCUUAAAUUCCUGAACAAUUCAUGUGCAUACAUGUUCUUUCUAAGCAUCAAAAAGGAACUUAAGAUCGGCUAUCAGCUUCUAAAUAGUAUUAUGUUAAGGUGAAAUGUAAAUCUACAUUUGCUUCCGCUAAAUCUCCUUAAGAGGUCUCCUGUCUGCAUGUUAUGGCUUUUUUUUGAUACCAUAGUGUAUGCUUUAAAUAAUCACUACAAUAAAUUAUGACUUUCCAAAACGGA
Cygnus olor (mute swan) is the source of this 4239-nucleotide messenger RNA. It is a transcript of the gene CANX, whose product is annotated as calnexin. The record is from RefSeq and is a predicted model, not a curated record. Gene Ontology annotation, cellular component: endoplasmic reticulum membrane; endoplasmic reticulum. The transcript has 15 exons. The coding region runs from base 112 to 1929 and encodes 605 amino acids. Gene Ontology annotation, molecular function: calcium ion binding. Lineage: Eukaryota; Metazoa; Chordata; Aves; Anseriformes; Anatidae. Gene Ontology annotation, biological process: protein folding.